ACCAUCUCUUAUCCCCAGAAAAUUAACAGAGGACUCAUAUUCUUGUUCAUUAUCUUGUUCCACUCCAACCGAAGUCACAAACCCUCUUGCUCUCUGUGACACGUACGAACAUUUGACAAUCAAUGGCAAAGGAUGGAGCCGCCACCCCCUCAUGGCAGGAGCUACUGGGCUCUAACCAUUGGGCCGGCCUGCUCGACCCCCUCGACCUCUCGCUCCGCCGCCUCCUCCUCCAAUGCGGUGACCUCUGCCAGGUCACCUACGACUCCUUCAACAGCGACAAGCAUUCCAAGUACUGCGGCAGCUGCCGCUACUCCAAAUCCACCCUCCUCAACAAAGUCUUCUUCCCCUCCGCUGCCGACUUCUCCGUCGUCGACUACCUCUAUGCCACCUCCCAGAUCGGGCUCCCCGACGACUUCCUCCUCUUCCCCAUCUGCGACGGGGCCUGGAGCAAAGAUUCCAACUGGAUCGGCUACAUCGCCGUCUCCUCCGACGCCGCCGCCCUCAAGAACGGCCGACGCGAGAUCUACGUCGCGUGGCGCGGCACCAUUCGCCCUCUGGAGUGGGUCGAUGUCGCCAUGCCCCAGCUCGUUCCCAUCGACUCCAUCCUCUCCUCCACCCAGCGAUGCUGGGCCCAUGAUGACGAAGUUCCCAAGGUCAUGAAGGGCUGGUAUAUAAUCUACACCUCGAGCGACCCGCAAUCUCCCUUCAACAAACAGAGCGCGAGGGACCAGCUCCUACCUAAGAUAAAACAGCUGGUGGAGCGCUACAAGAACGAGAGCGUCAGCAUAAUUUGCGUCGGCCAUAGCUUGGGAGCGAGCCUGGCCACUCUGAGUGCUUUCGAUAUUGUGGAGAAUGGCUUAUCCAAGAUUGGAGAGAACAACCACGCUCAGGUUUGUGCUAUGGUGUUUGGAAGCCCACAAAUUGGAAACAAGGCCUUCAAGGAUAGACUGGAGCGGUUGCCGAAUCUUAGAGUGCUGCACACCAAGAACAAGAUUGAUUUGAUCCCACAGUAUCCUAGUGGGUUGUUGGGAUAUGUGUUCGCUGGAGUGGAGCUGGUCGUCGAUACUCGGAAAUCGCCGUAUUUGAAAGAUUCAACGAACACGGGCGAUUGGCAUAAUUUGCAAGGGAUUCUGCAGGCGGUGGCAGGGUGGAAUGGCGAGGAUGGAGAGUUCAAGUUCCAGGUGGAAAGGAGCAUAGCGCUGGUGAACAAGUCGUGCGACUACUUGAAGGAUGAGUACCUCAUUCCGGGGUUGUGGUGGGUGGAGAAAAAUAAAGGGAUGGUGCUGGAAGAGGAUGGGGAGUGGUAUUUGGCGCCCCCUGCCGCGGAGGACCUCCCCCUCCCGCCUUCUUCAUUCAAGGCGGAUGGUGAUGCUGUGAGUACGCCAGCGGUGACCGAUGGGAAGCAAGUUUCCAUCAAAAAGAGGAAAUCGGUGUCUGUUGAUUAGCGUUUGCUCAUGGCUUUGGUGUGUGGGGGGGGGGUGGUGUUGUGGCGGGUGCUUGAGGCAUGAUCAUGCUUUGGAAUGGAUGCUUCUGGUUCUUCUGGCGUAAUUUGUUUUUGUUAGUACCUGUUGAUGACAUGAUUUGUAUCCAUAUGCUCCCGAACCGUGGUUGCUGGUUGUGCUUUAUUUUUCCCUCCGGUUAGCGGUCUGGUCGUCCAGUUUGCUUUAUCUUUCCAUCUGAGCGAUAAUUAAUAGCUGGGGACAUGUUGCCACACA
Elaeis guineensis (African oil palm) is the source of this 1715-nucleotide messenger RNA. RefSeq names its product phospholipase A1-II 5. The record is from RefSeq and is a predicted model, not a curated record. Lineage: Eukaryota; Viridiplantae; Streptophyta; Magnoliopsida; Arecales; Arecaceae. Gene Ontology annotation, biological process: lipid metabolic process. Gene Ontology annotation, molecular function: glycerophospholipid phospholipase A1 activity.